Symbiodinium necroappetens is the source of this 932-nucleotide messenger RNA. The record is from the annotation of a GenBank genome assembly. NCBI's taxonomy places the organism in Eukaryota, Dinophyceae, Suessiales, Symbiodiniaceae.
GUUCCUACGCUUACAGCGGCCGGUACUCCCCUGCCCAUGGCGGCGCAGGGAGACGCUGUGGGGAGCCGUACAGCGACAGCUUCUCAGACCUCUACCCCGACACGUACCCAGAGCGGUAUGUGGGGAGAUACCAAGAUCGUUACACCGAGCCCUACCCCGAGCGAGAGGGGGGUCCCUAUGCGGAGCAAUACCCGAUGCCCUUACCAGAGCGGUACAGCAAAAGGUAUGCCGACCCAGACCAGGAGCAGCAGUUCCGAGAUUCCUACCGGCCCUAUGACAGACCAUAUGACCGGCAGUAUGAGAAGUUUCCAGAGCGGUAUGGAAGGCAGUAUCCCGAGCGUCCCGUUGAGUAUCCGGAGCCCUGUGGGGAGCGGUACAAUGCCUAUCAAUCGAGCUCCCUUUUUACCGACCCGCGAAACUCGCGACCAGAGAUGCCACCUCUGCCGCAGCAGAUGCCUCCACCGCCCCCUUCGGUGCAAACGCCUCCCCCGCCGUUGCCACCGCCACCCCCGGCGCCCAAGAAGAGCCGCUCAAGGGAGGCUCCGGUGGUGAAUCUUGGGUCCAUGCCGGAGAAUCUCCUGGGCUCCCCUGAACUUCCCAGUGUUGGCUCCCGGGAUCAUCGAGUUGGUGGGUGCAAGCCAUGCGCCUUCCUCGUCAAAGGCUGCCAAAAUGGCAUUAUGUGCAAGUUUUGCCACCUGUGCGACGCUGGCGAAAAGAAGCGCCGGCAAAAGGCGAAAAAAGCUGCCUUCAAAGCGGUGCAGAGGCCAGAGACGGUAUUAUUGUACACGAUGACAGGGUGUGAGGCUUUGAGAGCAAAAGUUCACUUGACUUGUUCUCCAAAUCUUGGUUGGCUUGUGACCAUCCGGCUCGGAGAGACAAUCGGGCUUGCUUCGUCUUGCUGCCAUGAUGUAUCUCAACUACACCGUUUUUGA